Molecule: messenger RNA, 1395 nt
Organism: Dibothriocephalus latus
Lineage: Eukaryota; Metazoa; Platyhelminthes; Cestoda; Diphyllobothriidea; Diphyllobothriidae
Source: the annotation of a GenBank genome assembly
AUGACAAACUUUCUCGAUGUUGAAGAACCUGACCAGCGAAAAAUGGAGACCAUAGUCUCCAUGGAGGAACUGGCCUCGAAACCACCACCCGAUGAACCCGAACACAAUUGCUGCGGUUGUUGUUGUGGGCGCAUGAAGAAGACAACUAGAAAUCCCCAGCUUCCCCCUGCCCAGAUGCAAUACAAGUGUGUACGCAAGUGUGCGGCAGUAACCUGCUCCCUGCUCGGACUGCUGUUUGCAAUUGUUGUCUACUUGUCCAUCGGGUCUGUCCUUUUUCGGUACCUUGAACGAGAUGCUCAACAGGCCAGACUGGCGCAUGGACUGUGGAUGUUGAACGAAGUCAUCGAAAACUAUAACUUGGGUGGGAAGAGUGUGAGCAAAAGAGCAGAUUCCCUAAGCUCCCUGCAGGUAGAAGCAAAUCUGGCCUCCUAUUGUCUGGAUCAGCAAUUCGAGGCUGUCAUCGGGGAACUCAAACGACUCAAAGCAAAAAAGGAGAACGUAGACUCUCGGGUGACAGAGGUGAUGGAUACAGAGGAGUUGGAGCAGUUGGCAAAUGCUAUACAAAUGUCAUACGCUGAGCAGAUGGAAACCUUUGCUCUCCUGCUUAGCGAGCAAAAUCAGGCUGAGAGGGGAGGUCGCAGAAAUAUGCCCAUCGUUUCGGGGGACAGUGUGCUUACCCAGGUUUACGAAGCCAUACUCGCGGGCUGGAGACCGGAAGGUUCUCAGAGAAUAAAACUCCCAGUUACCUCGAGAGGGGAGCUUCCAAAGCCGAUGUCACUCCUCAGGCUUGGGGCGAAACCGCGUUCCAAUCAACGGUCUUCCGAUUUACUGCCACCAUUCAAUAAGCCAUCCACAAAAACAGAUCCAUGGACGUAUAGUGGAGCACUGUUUUAUGCAGUUACAGUUAUUACAACUAUUGGUGAGUGGUUCAUAUUGAAAAAAACUCCUUCCUAUAUUAUAGUUGUUCUGGUCAUGUUAUGCUCUCAUAAACGUUCAUCUUGCGUUAUUUUAGGCUACGGACAUAUCGUUCCAACUACUCAGCUGGGAAAAAUAUGCACAAUCAUCUACGGCUUUUUUGGAAUUCCCUUGAUGUUGCUCUUUCUAGCCAAUCUGGGCAGCCUUAUGGCAGACACCUUCCGUCUCGGCUAUCGACAUAUCUGCUACUGCAGUCGAAAGAAAAAGGACCUAGCUCCGGUUCAGAGACCCCUACCGAAAAACGCUCCAGCUAGAGCCUUGCAGAUGGAAAACGUCCGACAUUGUAGCACUGGCCAGGUGGAAAGCGAGUCCAGGCCGGGUCGCAAGCCUUCAUCUCUUGCCACUGUUGCGCCUCGCGCCGGCUCGUCAUCUCCGGCCCUGCGUGAUCGACCUGGCCGCAUCCACAAAACACCACCCACG